GGGUAUUAAAAGUCUUUGAGAUAAAAUUCUAGUGGGCACGAGCGAACAUUGUCGAGUAUUUUUCGGAGAUUUCAUUAGGAAUGUAAACCCAUUAAACCAAAUCACAUUUCGACAAACAGAUAAAAUGCACACUGAGCGCGGGAGACUUGGUGAAAUUGUGAGCUUCUUGCUCGCAGGUGAUUGGCUGCCGACAUCGGGCCCUUGUAGGGAUGGACCUUUUGGAUAAAAGGAGAAUUUCUGGGGGGAUCGCGUGUAUUUGCACUGGUGGAUUCCUGUGCACAAGGGAAGAGGGGGACUAUUCUCAAAGGCACCAUGACGGGGAAGGAAGGGGCUGUGUUAUCGGAGAGUUUGAACAAACCGAAAUUAGUUGAAAACGGAGGGAAUAGCAACCCGCACAAGAGCAUUACAUCACACGCACCCAGGUGCACGGGCUUCGGCAUCCAGGAAAUUUUGGGCUUGAAUAAGGAGGCGUCCUCGGCGCCUCGGAGCGCGCUGGACUCCAUCCCCGGGGGUGCGCACUUGCUGGCCGCACGCUCCAUGCUUGGCCCCGCCGCCGUCGGGGUCGGUAUGGGAUUCAUCGGCCCUGGGGGUAUUCCGUCCUUCUACAGGCAGCCCUCGUUUCUGGAGGUCCUGUCAGACGCACAAAACGUCCAAUUUCAACCUCUCAGCAAGACAGCACCUCAGGAGGCCGGACAGUCUGCCAGCUCAGACUCAGAGGAUGUUUCUUCGAGUGAACGAAAAACAUCCAAGUCUUCCCUGGGCCAGAGCAAGAAGAGAAAGAAAAGACGACAUAGGACAAUAUUCACAUCUUAUCAACUGGAGGAACUGGAGAAAGCUUUUAAUGAAGCUCACUAUCCCGAUGUGUACGCCAGAGAGAUGCUGGCUAUGAAGACUGAACUACCAGAAGACAGAAUACAGGUCUGGUUCCAGAAUCGUCGAGCCAAAUGGAGAAAGAGAGAGAAGUGUUGGGGACGUAGCAGUGUGAUGGCUGAAUAUGGGCUGUAUGGAGCCAUGGUGCGUCACUCCAUUCCUCUUCCAGAGUCCAUACUGAAGUCUGCAAAGGACGGAAUUAUGGAUUCCUGUGCCCCCUGGCUACUAGGCACUUCUCUAAAUCCGAAUCCCUCAUCGUUCUUUGCAGGGAUGCACAAAAAAUCACUGGAGGCAGCGUCAGGCACACCAAGCCAGAAGCCAGACAUACCUCAGCAUCCAAACAAUGCCAGCGCUGAUGAUACUGAUGCUGAGGAGAGGAGGAGCGACUCGCCCAUGUCUAAAGAGGAACUGAGGGAGAACAGCAUUGCUGUUCUCAGGGCUAAAGCACAGGAGCACAGUGCCAAAGUGCUGGGGACAGUGUCUAGCAAAAGACUUGAGCAUAAAACACAGGGAGAAAAGGAGGAGAAGACCAGCGUGGAACACUCAGACUCCCAAGAAGAGAAAGAGAGCUCAUAGAUAUGCACUUAUAACCGUUGGUCACACAGCAUUGUGUCUUUCUGUAGCUUUCCUAUAAACAAAUCCUGAUGAUCUCUUCUGUAUUUCCUCAGAACCACAGGCCAGGAGUGGAUCUCCUCUAACCUAGCUAGUGCUAUUUUCCUAUUCUCACGUAGCGCUUCAGAUGUUAAGUUCACACGUUGGUUGGAAAAUACAGAAAGCAUGACGCAUUAAUGUUUAUUUUUUAUUUUUAAGACCUACUUGCCACUAAAUGUCAUUUGGUUCUAUAUACAGUAUAUGCUAGUACAAGAAACAACUGUAGCUGCAAUCUGGUAACGUUUGGUGAUAUCAGUGGUGGCUUGGCAAGGACGAAAUGCUCUUCAAACCUAAUAAACAAUGUUAUUUUUUAUUUCUACUUUAAAAACAACCAUUUUAAACAUUUCACUUUCAGUCUGUACACUGUGCUUCUUUUUUUAAAGGCACUCAGUUGCUUGAUAAGUUGUAUUAGAAUGUGACGUUGUACAUAUUGUAAAUAAAGAUAGCUUGCUACAGUAUUGUUUGAAGUACACUUUAAUGUACUGUAGUCUUAUAAUAUAUGGGGUUAUGUUCUGAAUAAAAUGUUGAUCAGAUUAUUUAAAAAAAACAAACAUCUGAAAUGAUGACAUAUGACUUUUU
Molecule: messenger RNA, 2100 nt
Organism: Tachysurus vachellii
Lineage: Eukaryota; Metazoa; Chordata; Actinopteri; Siluriformes; Bagridae
Gene: vsx2
Product: visual system homeobox 2
Exons: 5
Coding region: 313-1446 (377 amino acids)
Biological process (GO): regulation of transcription by RNA polymerase II
Cellular component (GO): nucleus
Molecular function (GO): sequence-specific double-stranded DNA binding; DNA-binding transcription factor activity, RNA polymerase II-specific
Source: RefSeq, a predicted model, not a curated record